Enterobius vermicularis (human pinworm) is the source of this 228-nucleotide messenger RNA. Lineage: Eukaryota; Metazoa; Nematoda; Chromadorea; Rhabditida; Oxyuridae. The record is from the annotation of a GenBank genome assembly.
AUGUUGUUGAAGGUUAGAAGCUAUCUUGGGGCAAUUGUAGCAGUAGAUAUGACAGUGCAGGAAAAGGCUGUUGUACGAGCCGUAAUAGUGGCGGAUAGUGAUCAAAUUCUUAUUCUGGGAUACAUGGCUUUUUUAAAUGGGGGUAUUCAUUAUUUUGCAUCUGGAGAUAGGGAAGAGGAUGAAAAGGGAGAGGACGGGCUGAAUGUUCUGGGUAAAGACCAUGCUUAG